This is a messenger RNA of Recurvomyces mirabilis, 2073 nucleotides long. RefSeq lists its product as uncharacterized. The record is from RefSeq and is a predicted model, not a curated record. The transcript has a single exon. Gene Ontology annotation, biological process: dephosphorylation. NCBI's taxonomy places the organism in Eukaryota, Fungi, Ascomycota, Dothideomycetes, Mycosphaerellales, Teratosphaeriaceae. Bases 1 to 2073 code for a protein of 690 amino acids.
AUGGAUCGCUCGCAACUACUUCGCCUCCGCGAGAGGAUGCAACAUCUCGUAAAAUCAGUUUGGCUCAAGGACUGGAGAUCAUCAACCCUCUUCACAACCAUACUCAGUCUCGCACUCCUGGGCUCACUACGCAGAGUAUUAUCUCUCACCAUUAAACGCGGCGCUUCAGAACCAGGCCUCUUCAAGAAGAACUCAACCUUCUCCCCCUUCACCACAGUCUCCGGCCACCACUACCCUCGCAUCCGCCUCUUCUACAGCCCCCAUGCCCAAGCGGCAAAACUGCCCAAGGACUUACCACUUCUCGUCUUUAUCCACGGCUUGGGAGGGAAUGCCACUCAAUUCGCUCCCUUACUCACGAGUCUAGUGAACGUCGCACCCUGUCUCGCCAUCGACCUACCGGGCUGCGGACAAUCGGAUUUCAAACCAGAUGAUGCUGCUGCGUAUACUACUUCUGCGUUCGCUGAGCUGGUCUGUGCCGCUAUCGAGAAGUUUAGGGAUGCGGAGAGUAAUCAGCAAGUCAUACUCAUCGGACAUAGCAUGGGUUGUUCGAUCGCUGCUCUCCUCGCCUCUUCCACUUCGCCACUGAGGGAGAGGCUGAAGUGCGAGUAUGUGAUUGGUCUGAUCGCCUUGAACCCUCGAGCCGGUCCCUUCAUAGCCAAGGAGGCACGAGCAGUGAGUCGACUGAAACACCUUCCUGUCGCGGCAUUCGAUCUUAUUCGGAUGUGGGAUCGACUGGGUGGGGUGGACAGUUCUAGUAUUACGCGUAUGGUUGGGGAGGGUGCGGAUGCGGAGACCAGGAAAUUGCAGCAGAGUUUCAAUGAGCAGAGUCGGUCUCCGGUGGUUUUGCGGUUUGUCGCUGGUAUGCUGCCUGGAGCGGCGGGAUCCGAGGUCGGAUUGCCCGGAGAGAAGGUUUGGAGUGGGAUCAAGGUGCCGUUGUUUUUGGUGGCGGGUGAGGCGGAUAAGGUCACUUCGCCGAAGGAGGUGGAGAAGAUUGCUGGGUGGUUGACGAGGGAUGUUGAAAAGAAGAAUGGCAGGAGUGAUGAUGCAGAAACGCAUGCUGAUCGGCAGCGGUAUAACGACGAAGAAGAGGUUGCGCCUGAUGCCGAACCACUCAAUUCAACAGAGACAGCCGCGCCAAUCCCCACAACAGCAGGCGACCUCCAAGUAGCCCAACACCACCUCUCAAGCAGCCUACACACCCCCUCAGACAGCCCCAUGGACCCUCCAAAGAUCGACGGCGUCCCAAUCAAGGACAAACAACAACAUACCCACCACGCCUUCGCCCUAAAAACCACCAUCUUCCCCACCCCGGCAGCCCACGCCAUCAUGUACACAACCUCCACCCUCCGGCCCCUCUGCGGCUUCCUCCAAACCUUCCUCUCCUCCCACAUAGACGAGCGCCUAAGUUUAGGCUGGCAACUCCAACACCUCGCCACAAGCGGAAAAUGGGACGUCAAGAACCUCUCCAAAUGGUCCUCCAUCGCCCCCUGCUCUGCCCCGAUCGGGAAACCAAUCCCAGUCUUCCGAGCGAUGAAGACGAUGAGAGAAGUGGACGAAGUGCAUAAUCCGCGGGAAUUCGUGAAGAAGUUUGGAGCGGGGGUGCUGGCGGAUGGGGUGGCGAUGGUGGUGGAUAUUUCGCAUGAAUCACCCGUUUAUGAUCCAAAGGGUUUGGAGGAGGGAGGGGUGGAAUACCAUAAAUUUCCUCCCGUGUCGAAACUCCCUCCCACCGCAGACGAGGUGGAACAUUUCAUCGCUCUCAUCAACCAUCUACGGGAAGCGCCAAAACUCCAACCACGACACCAUCCACAACCCGGAGUCAUUCGCGAGCAGCCCGGUGAAGAAGAUGUGCGACCGGUCGUUGGUAUUCACUGUCACUACGGGUUCAACCGAACUGGCUUCUUGAUCAUCUGUUAUCUCAUCGAGCGACUCGGCUAUCGACUUCUUGAUGCUCUGGCCGAAUUUGCGGAGAAGAGGGCUCCCGGGAUCAAGCAUGAACAUUUUGUUAAUGAGCUUUUUGUGAGGUAUGCGGAUGAAGUGGGGAGGAUGGAGAGGAGGGGCACGGUUGUUGGAUGA